Fusarium venenatum is the source of this 849-nucleotide messenger RNA. RefSeq lists its product as uncharacterized. NCBI's taxonomy places the organism in Eukaryota, Fungi, Ascomycota, Sordariomycetes, Hypocreales, Nectriaceae. The record is from RefSeq and is a predicted model, not a curated record. Gene Ontology annotation, molecular function: nickel cation binding.
AUGCCUGCCGAAAUAUUGAUAUCGACUGAUGCGAAUCUUAUUCAAGAUGAGAUUUCGGAAUUAGAAAAGCGUCUUCACGAUGCAAAGACGCGUUUAAACAAAGUCCAGCCUUCACCACCCCUGUCUCCCUCACCUCAUCUUGCCGAAACAACUCAUUUUCUGCUUCUCUUAUCAGACUCGGCACUUCCUUUGGGCUCAUUCGCCUUUAGCAGCGGUCUUGAGUCUUAUCUAGCCCAUGAACCUCGCGCCUCGGCAUCCUUUGUCUCUUUUCUUCCAGCUUCGUUGUCCUCGUUCGCUGCGACGACGCUCCCUUUUGUUCUGGCAGCGCAUCGCAACCCAGAAAGACUUCCUCAGUUAGAUGACCAGCUUGAUGCUGCCAUUAUAUGUACUGUAGGCCGGCGUGCUAGUGUUGCGCAAGGUCGUGCGUUGUUGGGAAUAUGGGAUCGCUCAUUCCGCUCAAGUUGUCCGAAUGUUGACGGGCGCGCAUUGAAAGACUUUGCGGCCUUGUUAAGACAGGAGAGCCAGAAUGAAGUGCCAUUAGUUUCUGCUCAUCUUGCGCCCUUGUUCGGAGCGGUAUGCGCCCUUGUCGGAUUGGGAUUGCGACAAACGGCAUACGUCUUUAUGUUGAGUCACGUCAAGGCAUUGAUUUCUGCUGCGGUGAGAGCAAAUGUAUUUGGUCCUUAUCACGCGCAAAAGGUAUUAGCUGGGCAACAGGUACAGAGGAUGAUUGACGACAUGAUUGACCGAGAGUGGAUGACCCCUGUGGAAGAAGCUGGCCAAACAGUGCCUGCUAUGGAUCUGUGGAUUGGACGACACGAGAUACUAUAUUCGAGGAUAUUCAACAGCUAA